This is a messenger RNA of Anoplopoma fimbria (sablefish), 3524 nucleotides long. It is a transcript of the gene mki67, whose product is annotated as marker of proliferation Ki-67. Lineage: Eukaryota; Metazoa; Chordata; Actinopteri; Perciformes; Anoplopomatidae. Gene Ontology annotation, cellular component: nucleus; chromosome. Gene Ontology annotation, molecular function: protein binding. The record is from RefSeq and is a predicted model, not a curated record. Gene Ontology annotation, biological process: regulation of mitotic nuclear division; regulation of chromosome segregation. The transcript has 16 exons. The coding region runs from base 204 to 3524 and encodes 1106 amino acids.
GGCGGUAGACGUCAAGGGUCGACUGUGAAGUGGCGUACGUUAGCCAGUAGUGAGGUACGUUGUAGGGCAUGGUAGGUGACAAGUGUGCGUUUAGUCUGAUAUGAUAUCUUAGUGUAAUUCCUCUUAGUCACAUCCCGGUCGAUGUUUAUGGAUUGCCAGAAGUUGACGGUUCUUUGAGCGGAUUUCCAGGUAACGUUGAGAAGAUGCCCCUGCACGGCAAGAUAGUGGUGAUCAAGAGGAGUGGAGUAGACGGGACGGAGUUCCCUCUCACUGCCACAUGCUUGUUUGGAAGGAAGCCGGACUGUGAUAUUCGUAUUCAGCUUCCUCAGGUCUCCAAGGAGCAUUGCAGAAUUGACUUGAAUGAAAAUAAAGAGAUCAUUUUGACAAAUUUGAGCUCUGUGAAUCCGACCCGUGUCAACGGAGAGGCUUUGCAGCAGUCUGAGCGUUUGAAGCAUGGAGAUGUGAUAACUGUUAUUGAUCGUUCUUUCAGGUUUGAAUACCCACCACCACCCACACCGAAGAAGAGGUCUUCCAUUGGAGGCAAAACUGAAACCCUCAAAGUUCUUCAAAAUCAACAAGUGGGAGACACUGUUGCCACUGAAACUGGAGAGAAAAGGAUCUCUGAAGUGUCCACAGACCCUCAUCUUAAAGAUGGAACUAACCAUGACAACAUCCAGCGACCCCUGGAGAAAACUGUGUGUGUGGAGGCCAAGGAGGACGAUGGCCUGCUGCAAAGCAAGAAAGCCUCCCCCUUCAACGAUCUGUAUCAAAUGAUCAAAAAAUCCCUGGAUGUCAAGACCCCUCGCAAAUCCUCUGCCAGUGUGCUUCAAACACCUAGCUCAAAGUUUUGCACUCCAAAACCUUGUUCGGUCAGGAAAAAUGGAGAACCUGUCAUUUCCACAGAAGACAAAAGCACUCCAAAGAAGGAAGAAGCUGAAGUCUUUGCUGUUGCUGAUGAAAUUAAAGCGGAGGCUGGAAAUGUAAGCACCUUGACCCCAAAGUCUGUGAAGAAGCAGAGGAAGUCCUUCCAGGUUCCUUCCACUGAGAUGGCCACGUCUGAAGCUGAAGAUGCCGCCAAGUCUGAAGCAACUUCCCCCCAGAAGAGAAUCCGUACACCCCCCAAGAGGUUUACUGCAGGUGAGGUUGUUGAGCAGUCGCCCAAAUCACCCGUGAGACGGAGAAGCAAAGAGGCUAAACCCGCAGUGACUCAGGAACAAGAAGAGAAAGUUGAAACGGUGAAAGUGACAUCCAAAAAACGCAAAAGUGAAGAACUUGGCGAUGACUUGCCCACAUCACAAAUGAAGAGGAAGCGGGUUUCCUUCGGAGGUGUCCUCUGUCCUGAGUUAUUUGACAAACGCCUGCCUCCUGACUCUCCGUUACGUAAAGGUGCCGCUCCGCGCAGAAGUCUGGCUGUGGCGAAACCCAAACAGUCACUCCUUAGACGAGCAUCAGCCAGCGGCUUGCUACAGGACAAAAAAGAGCGUUCAUGUAGCCCAAAAAUGAGGACUCCGUCACCUGGAAAGAAAUCCCCAAAGUCCAGGACCCCUUCUCCCAAGGCUGCGACUGCUGCAAAGAAGUCUCCAAAAUCCAAGAGCCCGUCUCCCACUGUUGCUGGAACCCCGGGAGACCAGACUCCCAAAGUACAAGGGCGCUUCUCUGUGUCCCACAUCAGCACACCAUCUCCAGUUGCAGAAGAUACUGACCAGGUGCCUUUAGUCACUGCGACUCCUAAAGUAUCCCUGAGGAGGAGGAGCACCUCACGGGAGACUCCAGGUCUGGCAAAGAGUGCUGCAAAAGUAAUGCGCAGAAGAGGUGGCAUCUCACGGGCAUCCAUGAAAGUCAAAAAUUCCUGGGCAGACAUUGUGAGAUUUGGGCAAACUAAGGCUCUAGUUGUUGCUCCAGCUAAAAAAACGGUUAUCAGUAAGAUGAUGAAGAAGACUGUCUCCAAACCACAGACCCCUGCAAGAAAGCCCAUAGCCCAUGUCAGCACUGGGCAUGCAGAUUCACCCGUUACUAUUGUUGUGGGCAGAGCUCACAAACAAACAGGCCUACAUCCAACUGGUGCCGCACCAAAGCUCGUCACCAACAUCGCUCUCUUUAAAAAGAACAUGGAAAUGGAUGAGGACUUGACAGGCAUUUCUGAAAUGUUGAAAACUCCUGUAAAUGAAAUGAGGAAGAGAUCGGUAAUCAAUGAGAACAAUGCCCCAAAGACACCAGUGGGAGGUCUGGGAACAUCAGUGUUGAACACACCAGAGGAGACAGGUGAAAUGAUGGUGUCUCCACUGAGUGUUUCAUCUACAGUAAAAGACAAAAGCUACAACAGCGAGGCAGUCCAACGCCUCUUUGAUGAUAAUAAUCAGGAGUCCAGCACCGUUAUUGAAACCCCUGCCGUGGAGGAUUCCAGCGAACAGCAGUGCACAGAUUUGAAGACUGCUUCUGUAGCGACUCCCAACCAGAAGCCAGAAUUACCGGUAUGUGUCACUGGAGUGAAGAGGAUCAUGAAGACGCCAAAGCAGAAAGCCGAGCCUAUUGAAGACCUGAGAGGCAAGAUUUUGAAAACUCCCAAGCAGAAGCCAGUACAACAGGAGUGUCUCACUGGAGUGAAGAGGAUCAUGAAGACGCCAAAGCAGAAAGCGGAGCCUAUUGAAGACCUGAGAGGCAAGAUUUUGAAAACUCCCAAGCAGAAGCCAGAGCAACAGGAGUGUCUCACUGGAGUGAAGAGGAUGAUGACUACUCCAAAACGGGAGGCUGAACCUGUAGAGGACAUCAAAGUGGAACUCAUGACCACUCCCGAACAGAAGCCUGAACAACAAGAGUGCCUCACUGAAGUUGAAAUAGUUUGCAAGACUCCACAACCGGAGUCUGAGCCUCUUGAAGACCAAGGAAAACCUCUGGAAACUCCCAAAGCUCUGGAGGCUGGUGUGACGACACCGGAACACAAGCAAGAAUCGGAAGACCUGACUGAUGUGACAGCUGAAAACCUGGAGAGCUCCUCAUUGGUUGCAGUUCAAACGCUUCCAGAUUGUGAUGAGGAAAUGGCAAAAGAACUAGUCUUUGCCCAAGAGGAGCAACAAGACGAUGUGCCAACAGAUGUGAUUGAUGAUGUUCCCCAAGUUAACAGCAAACAGGAAGCAGAUGCAAAUGAAGUUGCCGUUGAUGACCACUUAGAGGAGCUGUCAAGUGGACAUGAUGAUAACGAACCAUCAGAUGCUGUAGAAACCAUCGCUCAAGCAGCUGUAGAUGAGAAUGUAUGUGUGGAAAAAACUGAAGAGGACACAGUAGAUGAGAAGAUACCUGAGGAACAACCCACAGUAGAUGAGAAGAUGCCUGAAGAACAACCCACAGUAGAUGAGAAGAUACCUGAGGAACAACCCACAGUAGAUGAGAAGAUGCCUGAGGAACAACCCACAGUAGAUGAGAAGAUACCUGAGGAACAACCCACAGUAGAUGAGAAGAUGCCUGAGGAACAACCCACAGUAGAUGAGAAGAUGCCUGAGGAACAACCCCUAGAGGAAGAUGCCUGA